Messenger RNA from Trichoderma asperellum CBS 433.97, 168 nucleotides. The record is from RefSeq and is a predicted model, not a curated record. NCBI's taxonomy places the organism in Eukaryota, Fungi, Ascomycota, Sordariomycetes, Hypocreales, Hypocreaceae.
CGCUGCCCGCGCGUGUUCUUUGUCAUUCCAUCUCUUUGGAUAUACUACCAUACGCCGAAUCUUUGGUGGAUUGAUCGAGAUAAUGGUUUGGAAAGACUGCGCUUCUAUAUAUACGCGAGCAAUAAUGACGAUAUGACGAUAAAAGCAAAAGUCUGGCUGCUUAUAUAG